This is a messenger RNA of Periophthalmus magnuspinnatus, 1722 nucleotides long. Its product is annotated as zinc-binding protein A33-like. NCBI's taxonomy places the organism in Eukaryota, Metazoa, Chordata, Actinopteri, Gobiiformes, Gobiidae. The record is from RefSeq and is a predicted model, not a curated record. The transcript is spliced from 6 exons. Bases 90 to 1646 code for a protein of 518 amino acids. Gene Ontology annotation, molecular function: protein binding; zinc ion binding.
ACGCCCUCCCGCUCUAUUUCUGCUGACAGUUACAGACUUCUCCAACCUGAGUCAUUUCUUGUUUUUGGGGACUAUGUUCUCUGCUGAGAAUGGCGGAGUCCAGCGCUCUUGAAGAGCUCCAGUCUGAGCUCACCUGCCCCGUGUGUCUGGAGCUGUUUCGGGACCCAGUCAUCCUCGAGUGCGGCCAUCACUUCUGUCAGAAGUGCAUCAUCCAGUGCUGGGAGGUCAAAGCUGAAGAACUGUCCAACUGCCCCAAGUGUAGAAAAGCCUGUGCCCGCAAACUUCGUCCCAACUCUCUGCUGUGCAACGUCGUGGACAGCGUGCGCCGCGCGCGCGUCAUGGACAGCUCUGCUGUGCCAACGGCCUGGGACACGGAAGACGCACUUGAAUACCCCGAAGAGCGCGAGGUUGGCUCCAGUAUGAGCAGUGUGGCCUCGUCCAUCUCUAACUGGCCCCGGAUGUGCUCGGACAUGUGUGAGGAGCACGAAGAGAAGCUGAAGCUGUACUGUGAGGAUGACCAGCUGCCCAUCUGUCUGGUGUGUGGUAUGUCCAGGGACCACAAGACCCACAAUGUCAUCCCCAUCAACGAGGCGUUUGAAAACUACAGGGAUAAACUGUCAGUCGCCCUGCAGAGGGUGCAGCUCAAGGCAGAGGAGGCCACGCUCUUCCAGAGACAAACCAAUGAGAAGAUUCUCCUCAUUAAGGGAAAGGCUGGAGACCUGGAGGAGCAGGUCACAGCGGAGAUCAGCCGUCUGAGGGACUUUCUUCUUGAAGAGGAGCAAUGCAUCAAGGAAAAACUACAGAGGCAGAAAGAGGACAAACUUAAUCAACUAGAGGAGGCUCUAACACAGGCCACGGAGCAGAUAAGCCAACUGGAAAAAACAGCUGAUGAACUGUGUGCCAAGCUAAGAGAGGAAGAAGACCCAGAGCAACUCAAGGGAAUCAAAGACUUCAUCGGGGGGGCUGAGAGCCUGUUUGAGCACCCACCGGAGGUGAGUGUGGAUCUGCAGUCUGGAGAGUUCCUUGGCCCUCUUCAGUACAGAACAUGGAGGAAGAUGUGGUCAUUAUUUAAGUCAGCCAUGACCAAAGUGACUCUUGAUCCGGACACCGCCUACCCUUGCCUGUGGGUCUCCGAAUGCCGCACCAGUGUCCAAGUGGGUAACAUCCGUCCGACGCUCCCCAACAACCCCGAACGCUUCACCCGCUACAACAUCGUCCUGGGAGCUGAAGCUUUCACCUCGGGACGGCACUACUGGGAGGUGGACGUGGGUUCAAAAACUGCCUGGGGGCUGGGAGUGGCCAGGGCCUCCGUCAACCGAAAGGAGGAGAUCAGCCUUUGUCCCGAAGACGGAUUCUGGACCCUGGUGCUCCGGGACAAUGGGGACGGUACCAGUGAGUAUGAGGCCUGCACUGAUUCAGAGGAGGAGGGCUUGAUUUAUCCAACCAAACGUCCCAGGAGGGUGGGGGUCUACCUGGACUACGGUCGGGGGGAAGUGUCAUUUUAUAAUGCAGAGGACAUGGACCAUCUUUUCACUUUCUACGACGCUAAAUUCAAAGAGGCAGUUUUCCCAUAUUUUAACCCCUGGCCAAUUAUCAACAAGCAGAACCGAGAGCCCCUCAUCAUAGUCGCACCGCACUGGGCUUAACUUGCUUUAUAUUAAAAUAGGAGCUUUAUUAUAGUAAAUGUACACUAACCUGAUAUAAAAUGUGCCUUUAUUUGUA